UCCAAAGCGGUGCGCCAUUCUCUAGUUACUAUUUUCACGACGACAUGUUCGAUCAAAAUAGUUGUUUUGGUUUCUUAAUUGUGUUUGCUGUAUCGAUAGGUGUUUUGGAUGCGUUGGAUGAUCUUCGUGAGUAACGUUCAUUUCGUAUGCGAGCACUUUCACCAGAAGUGGCAAUGAAUAUAACAUUGAAGGCUUUGGAAAUAUACACUUUGCUUUUUGUCUGUUGAGAUUUCUAGAUAGUAUUUGCAGUUUUGCUUCCCUGCGUAAUGUUGAAAUCAGUCCUGUCCGGGAAAAAGCUUAAGUCCUGAGCAAACAAUUAGGAAGUUGCGGAAGGAUUCCCGAGAUGUCACCGGCACGAUCCCGAAAUGGAAAAAUGUCUGCUGAAGGCGACCGAAACCGUCCGCCCGUUCGUGCUAACCGGAGUUCCGGACUUCAUUCCGGGCAUUCAGAACUUCAGCAUCCCGAGGAUAGCGGUGAAGGACGGAAACGAAGCGUUGAACUAUAAGGCGGAAUUGUUCAAUCUCACCAUGUAUGGAUUGGAGGAUUACAAGUUUAACAGAUACUACUACAACAGUGAUAACCGUACGUUCUUAAUAAAUGUCCAACUUCCGCAUCUAUUCUUAAAGGGAAGGUAUAAUCUCAAUGGAAGGAUAUUCUUUGCGCCACUGAAAGGGAAUGGCGAUUUCCACGUCAAUAUAACUGAUUCUUCCUGUGCCAUAUUCCAUACGGUAGAUAUCGUACAGAAAAAUGGUACCGAUUUUCUGAAACCAACGAAGACAUUGCCUAAAAUGAGAGUUGGGAAAAUAAUAGAUUACGGUUUUGAUGGGCUAUUCAGAGACAACAAAGAAUUAGAGGUUCUCGCAAGGCAGGUCAUCCACGACAACUUGAUGGUGAUUGUAGAUGAGCUGCUACCAACCAUAGAACAAGUCCUUGGUGCACUUUUCGACGAGCUCAUUUUCAAAUCCGUUACAAAAAUACCUUACGAUAAGCUAUACCCAAAAUAAAAAUAGAAAAACAUUGACUAGAUAUGUUUGAUGUUAACUUUCGUCCCUACAAUUGUAGGGCGCCUUUAUGGCCUCCUUGAUUGUCAUCGUUUUCUACUUCUCCGUGUCAACGCUCUAUUUUGAGGUUAUGUCACAAACAUCUAUUUGCAUCAAAUUGUGCUUGCUUUUGAGUUAUAUCAUGUUUUACCAGCCUGAAAUUUUCUGCAAUUUAAAAAGAAAACAUAUCUUCACAAUAGGAGAGCGCUGACGCUGACACGGGACAAGUGCAAUCCAGAAAUUGUUGAAGGAGAGAAAGGAGUAGUGACAAUCAAGGAGUCCAUAAACGCGCCCUACAAUUGUAGGGACGACUGACGAUACGGGCCUAAAGGAUUGAGAUACCUAAGGAAGAAGAAAUAUUUCACGUUUUUAUACCCUCUUUGCAAUACUUUAUUAUACAAUAAAAACCGUUUUUGUACGCUGGUGCUCUUUAAUUUAUUCCUGAUACCACUCUUUGUACCAAAAUGUUUUCAAUUUUGACAUUUGAUAUUUUCAAGCAAUUUUUCUUUAUCUUAUUCACUAAAUAUUUUUGCUCAAUUACACUGUAUCUGUAUCCAAAAAAUCGUGUCGAGUAGAUUGACUCUAUAUUUUCCAAGAAACGCUAUCAUCA
Molecule: messenger RNA, 1650 nt
Organism: Acanthoscelides obtectus
Lineage: Eukaryota; Metazoa; Arthropoda; Insecta; Coleoptera; Chrysomelidae
Source: the annotation of a GenBank genome assembly